Messenger RNA from Guillardia theta CCMP2712, 1512 nucleotides. RefSeq lists its product as hypothetical. Gene Ontology annotation, biological process: transmembrane transport; xanthine transport. Gene Ontology annotation, molecular function: xanthine transmembrane transporter activity. The annotation marks the transcript as partial. The record is from RefSeq and is a predicted model, not a curated record. The transcript is spliced from 13 exons. NCBI's taxonomy places the organism in Eukaryota, Cryptophyceae, Pyrenomonadales, Geminigeraceae. Gene Ontology annotation, cellular component: membrane.
UUCUUCCCGCUCGACAAGCCCAUCCCAUGGAUCAUGGCCAUAGUCAUGGGCUUGCAACACGCCAUCGCCAUGGUCGGAGGGAUCGUCACGCCGGCUCUGCUACUCUCUGGGUCCAACGAGCUGCGGCUGAGCAAGGAGGAGACGCGGUACCUGGUGUCUGCUGGACUGAUCGUCUCAGGCAUCGCGUCCCUGAUCCAGGUGCACCAGCUCAAGGUCGGGAGGACAGGGCUGGUGGUGGGGACGGGGCUGAUCUCGGUUGCGGGAACUUCCUUCACCUUCCUCCCCAUCGCCAGGUCGACGGCAGCCUACAUGAUGCAAGAGGACUCGCCGCGAGCGUCGAGCCAUGGUGAGCGAACUGAAUUCUCCGUAGGGACGUGCAUGGUCUGCUCCCUCCUGGAGGUCUUUAUAAGCAUCGUCCCACAGAAAUUCCUCCGAAAGCUCUUCCCCCAGCACGUUGCCGGCGUCUGCGUCCUCCUCAUCGGUGUUGGCCUCACAGGGACGGGCAUCAAGUACUGGGGAGGAGGAGCUUUCUGCGCAGAGCACUUCGCCAAGAGGAAGGUGGACUAUCCUUCCUCCUCUCCCUGCUUCCCUCCCGAUGGCCGGGGACCACGCAACGGUCAAGUCAAACUCGCCUACGGCUCGAAGGAGUACGUGACCCUCGGGAUGCUGGUGUUUGCUAUCUUAGUGUUGACGGAGAUUUUCGGCUCUCCUUUCAUCAGGAACUGUCAGGUGGCGUUCGCUCUCAUGGUUGGAUUCUCCAUCGCUGGACUUUCGAGGCAACUUCGAUUUGUCAAUCUCGACGGCGUCUCGUCAGCUCCGCCCUUCACCUUCCUCUUCAGCAAGGUCUUCCCCAUCUCCAUCUACCUGCCCUCCAUCUUCCCCCUCCUCAUCUGCUUCGUUAUCACCUCCGUGGAGUCCAUCGGAGACAUCUCAGCCUCCGCCGAGGCGUCCCAAGUCGAGACCCAAGGCCCUGUCUUCGAGCGAAGGCUGCAGGGGGGGCUGCUAGCGGACGGGCUGAGCAGCCUGCUCGCGUGCUUGCUCACUUCGAUGCCGACCACCACCAUGUCGCAGAACAACGGAGUGAUAGCCAUGUCGCGCUGCGCAAGUAGGAGAGCAGGCUAUGCGUGUGGAGUCUGCCUGAUCCUGAUGGGGUCGUUCUCCAAGCUUGCCGCCCUCGUCCUCGCCAUCCCUGACUGCGUUCUCGGCGGCAUGACAACGUUUCUCUUCUCCAACAUCAUUCUCUCUGGAAUCAAACUUAUCGGUGCUGCUCUCGUCGAUCGUCGCACGCGGUUCGUCGUCGCCAUCGCUGUGGGGGUUGGCGUCGGCGUUGCCAUCAGCCCAGCCUGGGCGACCAACGCUCUAUGGGUGAGAGAAGAGGUGAGGGCGAGGAGGAACAGCGAUGACGCUCCAACUUGGCAGCUGCUGCGAGACACAACAAUCCUCGUAAUCUCCAGCCCCUACUGCAUCGGGACCAGCAUCGCGCUCCUCCUCAACCUCCUCCUCCCUCGGGAC